AUGGCUCACCAUGCGAGGCCUUCCAGAUCAGCCAAAAAAGAUGAGUUAGGCAAAAGGAAAACUAACCAGAGCAAAAAGAAAUCUAGCCAAGUGAGAAAGAAAACCACAAAGACUUCCACAAAAGCUGUUAGUUCUGGAAAAGGUAAAAAGCCAGUGCAAGAAAAAGAUGUUAAGAAAAAACAGCAAGAAAAGAAACCAGUCAUGAGCUCUUCAGGUAGACUUCUCAGGAGCAGUGUAAGCAGAACCUUGUCUGGAGUGUCUUGGGUGAGUUUGGAGAAAGCUGACAAUAUCCUCUUUCACAGCCAGGAUUCUUUCAACAUCAAUGGCUUUACAAUGUCUCUCCGUAACCGAUCCUUCUCCCAAAGAUUGUCCCAAACUCCCAUAAUUGCAAAACCCAAGAAAGCUGCAGCACAAAAAAGGCUAGAAACAAAGGAAAAACGUGAACAAGAAGCCCUGGCAGUAGUAGAAGAGAAAAGCAAUGAAACAGGUGAAAUAACUUUGAUACAAGAUUUAGCUCAAAAGGAUUUAGCUGCUCUGCCUGUAGAAGGCUGUCUGUGUAGUGAAGGCGAAGAACCUGUUAUCCCAUGUGCCGGUCAGGACAAGGAGGCAGAAAUAUCUGAAACAGAUGACUCAAUUCCAAACUGUCAGGUAACUGAUGAUGGUACGGGAGCUUCAGAUGUGAAAUCUAAGCAUGAAGACCUGCCCUGUGAGCAGAUACCCAGUGAUCUGGAUACAGGCAGUUUGGCUGAAGAGUUUGUUGAAGGUGCUGCGCUGGUGCUUCCAUCUUCUCCUUCUGACUCUGUAAUUGUCUCUGAAUCAAACUCGAAGGUGCAUACAGAGACUCCCUUCAAUGUGGUGCCCAACUGUACAGAACCUGACUUCAGUUCUGUUGAUACCUCAGACCUCAGCUCAGCAGUACUGAUCGAGUCGGUCACACUUGCCAAAUUCCACAUUGGAGCAGGGUUGGACGUGGUGCUACCUAGGGAAGAACAAGACUUGCAUUCCGCAUCUCUAGUUACCUCUGAGUUUAACUCACAAGAACAUUUAUUAGAAGAUGCAAGGUCACUUGCAGAUUCUUGCAUGAAGGCCGGCUGGGAUUUGAAAUCUGGGAAUAAAGACAUUGGUUCAAAUUCCAGUUCUGUAGCUGCCUCUGAAUCAAAUUUGCUUUUACGUUUUGGAGGUGCAAGCUCGCUUGCAGAAUACCCCAUGAAACUGCUCGUGGAUUUUGUACCCAUUCACAAGGAACUUGAUUCAAAUUCAGAUUUGAGCUUUACAAAAGAGAAUUCAGAAUUUGACACACAAAACAUAUUUACAGUAUGUGAACCAGUCUCCAAUACCUCUUUAAACAAUAUUGAAGUAGAGGACAUUGAACAGCUUGUUAAAUGUAUUGAUGCAGAGACAUUAAUUUUGAAUUCAGGCUAUGUCCCCACUUUAUCUUCAGAUUUAGAAAAAAGCACAGUUGAUAAAAUCUCUGCUGAAAGCUCUGGACAAUUCUCUGCAGGUUUUGUUUCAGAGUUGCCUUCAAGCAUGGAAAUCUCUGCUCUUGCCUCAGAAAAAGCCAUAAAUGCAGAUUUGCCAGCUGACUCAAGACUGCAGCAUAAUGAUUAUUCAUCACAGCUGGGAAGUGUUGGAGUAAGCUUGAAUUUGUUUCAGGACAACGUGAGCAACAGCACCGAAGCAGUUGAGGCCUCAGGGCUGUCCUCUCUUAAAAAUCCAGCUGGUGGUUACCCUGUUCCAUAUUCAUCUCUGCUCCCUAUGCUGGAGAAAAAGAAACGAAGGCGUUGUGGAGUCUGCGAGCCCUGUCUGCGGAAAACAAAUUGUGAGGAAUGCAGCUGUUGCAGGAAGCGCAAAACUAGUCACCGGAUAUGUAAAAAGAGAAAAUGUGAAGAAUUGAAAAAGCCACCACCACCAGUCAUGCUACCUUUUGAGGUUCUAACAGAAAACAAAAGGCCUCAGAGGAGGAAGCAAAGAGUUUUAAAGGCAAAUUUAGAAAACAAAGCAGUAAAUGGCCGCAGACCAGAACUCAUGGAAUGCAGUAUAUGUGGUCAUGGUGAAAAAUACAGGGUGAAGACAAGCCAAGCAGUACCCAUUGAAAAUGUGCAGUCUAAGGAGAAAGAGAGAAUGACUGGCUUAGAAGCAGAGAAAUGGGCACAUAACGAGAAGUCAUCCUUCGGUGUCCACGUCAACGGCGACAUCCAUGGAGCUGUGACGGGCACGGAACACUUGAAACACGCUGGCCACAGUGAAAGAGCAGCCUCUCCCAGUCAGUUCACUGAGCCAAAAAAAUCCUUGGUGCACACCAUCAAAAAUGGCAUUAAAACCCUGCAUUAUUCACCACCAGAAGCAGUUGCUUCACUGAAAAAUGUAUCUGCAGAGGAAAGGACAGAUUUGACAAGCAACUCCCACGUGCAAUGGCCGAAGGGUAGCAAUCUGAAUAAUGUAGUAAGCACUCUGACGAGUGGCACUGGCUGUGUUCAUCCAGAAAACCAAGGGAAUGUUUUGAUGAAAGAGGAAAACUGCACCUGCAGCAUCUCUGAGUAUUCUGAUCAGUCAGUUUUGCAGACAGGUUCCAGCUUGGAUGUGCAGGAGAGCUUGUGUUGUCCUCCGCUGCCUGAAGAGGAGCUGCAGGCAGGGAAGGAUGGCAUUAAAGUACCGAAUGUGGAGACGCUGCCUGAGAAUUCCGCACUCCAGCCCACUUUUUUGUCCCUGAUUAAAACCAGAAAUUUAACUCUGGAGCAGGUUGUAGCUAUUGAAGCUUUAACACAGUUGUCUGAAGCUCCUUUAGAAACAACUUCACCAGCUAAAACUGAAAGUACUGAAUGUACAGGAGAAGCAACUUCCAACUUGCUCCAUAGUUUUAAAAGGGAUAUCUCAUCCUCCUUUACAUCCUCUGCAUUGCAAGAAAUCAAAGACACUUAUUUAGAGAAUGAACAACAGCUCUUGGCUCACUGUGCUCACUCGCAGAAGCAGCUCCCUAAUAAGGCAGUGUUAUACAAUGGCCAAAGUUCAGUGUCUGAAUUGUGUGAUAAACCUGCCAAUCCGGCUGGUGAGAUGUAUAAAUUACAGUUAUCCUCAAGAGAUACCAAAACUUUAUCUGACUUAACAUCUAAUGCAGCAUUUUCAGGAUAUGAUUCCAACAAAAGUUGUGCUCAUAAGCCAGUCACCCUCACAGGGUAUUGCAAUGCUUCAUGUGAUGUCCAGCAAAUAAGGAACAACUUGGAAGCUCCUGGCCAGUUAGAGCAAAAGCCAGCGUGUAAUGAUUCGAAAUUGGAAGGUAGUUCUUUGAUUAAAGAAGGAGGAAUUCACAGCCAGGAUGAAGAGGAUGUAGCUGCACAACUAACUCAACUGGCAGCACUGAUUGAAUCAAACCAGACAAAUCCAGAGCAGAAGAACGAUAUAAAGGCAUCACUGCUUAAUCUAAUAUCACAUGAGAGGCAGCCAAAAUAUAACCAAGAUGUGUUGCAGAAAAAAGAAACCGUAUUUUUCAGGCAUAAUUAUAGUUCCUUACUGUUAAAGCAAAAACAAGCAACAAAUAAGAAAGGAAAUGCUGUGCCAUGGAAACCAAGACACAAAAAGAAGCCUCAAGAAGCACGCUAUCAACAAAAUAAUCAAAACCAGCUAGAGCUGUUGUCAUGCCAGCAUAGUGAAUUGCAGGACAUUUGGAUAUCAUCAAAACUGCACAAGCUUGGUCAAACUGUGCCACAGGAUUCCAGGGUGGUUCCGUCUGAAAAGAAAUCUCCAAGAACCAAAGUACAGAGAGCGCUCAGUCAAAAUACUUUAGCAUCACAAGAAAAAACAAGAUUAUUUCUCCCACAAGCACAGAUAAAAUUCCACAGGUGUUUACCUGAGGAGAAAAAAAAAGACAGGUUGUUUGGCUGUGAGGUGGUGAAUGAGCAAAUGAAAACUGCGGGCUCCAGUGACCCACUAGGCACUGAUGCAUUGAAAAAUGAAGUUGUUGCACGUAGCCAACACAGCGACCUGUCCUCCCGUAAUCCUCUGGCUGCUUCACAGCUGAAAACAGCAUCCUUGUUGAAAAGACCAACUGAAAACCUACAGAUGUUUACAGAAAAAUGUAAUUCUCAGGUACAGCAAACAGCAAAUGUCAGUCAGGCGCAUCCUUUGCCACCAACUUUUAACCAGUCUAACCUGAGAGCUAACGAAAUGUGUAGUGAAAACAAAGCCUAUGUUCAGCAGGUCAAACAGCAGGUAGAUCCGAAGUCCCAGGUGCUGCCUGUUCCCUGUGGUGGGGCCCAGGUGCCAGGUGCUGCUGAAGCUCUCAGGAAUAUGGAGUGUGUGGGUGAGGUGACCGUUCUGACAUCAACCAGUUUGGGUACUGACCACGCCCAGAGCACAGGCGACUCAGGGUGUUCCCCAGCAAAAAACACGCUCAGCAGUUUCCUUGAAUCACCCAUGAAGUUUCUUGAUACCCCUACAAAAAAUUUAAUAGACACACCUACCAAAAAAGGACAAUCUGAAUUGCCAACUUGUGACUGUGUUGAACAAAUUAUAGAGAAAGAUGAAGGCCCCUAUUACACGCACCUCGGGACAGGACCAAGUGUUGCUGCUGUGAGAGAAAUUAUGGAGAACAGGUAUGGAGCAAAAGGAAGCGCUGUAAGAAUAGAGGUAGUGGUUUAUACAGGAAAGGAAGGAAAAAGCUCUCAGGGGUGUCCAAUUGCCAAGUGGGUGAUCCGAAGAAGUAGCGAUGAGGAGAAGUUGCUGUGCUUGGUCCGUCAGCGCGCGGGGCACCACUGCCAGACGGCUGUGAUCGUGAUCCUGAUCCUGGCCUGGGAGGGGAUCCCGCACCUCCUGGCGGACACGCUCUACAAGGAGCUGACACAGAGCCUGCGCAAGUACGGCUGUCCCACCAGCCGGCGCUGCGCCCUCAAUGAAGAUCGUACUUGUGCAUGUCAAGGACUUGACCCAGAAACUUGUGGAGCAUCAUUCUCAUUUGGCUGUUCAUGGAGUAUGUAUUUCAAUGGCUGUAAGUUUGCCAGGAGCAAAAACCCCAGGAAAUUUAGGCUUCUCACUGAUGACCCUAAACAAGAGGAACUUCUUGAAAAUAAUUUGCAAACGUUAGCGACUGAUGUGGCUCCAGUUUAUAAGAAACUCGCUCCAGAAGCUUUCCAGAACCAGGUGGAAAACGAGCACAUGGGCCCCGACUGCCGGCUGGGCUCCAAGGACGGUCGGCCCUUCUCGGGUGUCACGGCGUGCAUCGAUUUCUGUGCCCACGCCCACAAGGACACACACAACAUGCACAACGGGAGCACUGUGGUCUGUACCUUAACGAAGGAAGAUAACCGGAGAGUGGGGGUCAUUCCAAGCGAUGAACAGCUCCAUGUGUUGCCUCUUUACAAAAUCUCACAAACAGAUGAGUUUGGCACUGAAGAGGGCCUGGAAGCCAAGAUAAAAGCCGGAGCCAUACAGGUGCUCACAGCGUUCCCCAGAGAAGUGCGAAUGUUGGCUGAGCCUCUCAGAGCUACCAAGAAAAAGAAACCAGACACCAGGAGGACCCCGAGUGAAAAGCAGCCAUUAAUAGAUAAAAAAUAUUCAACGCCAGUAAAACUGAAAACUGAAGCCCCAGAAAAUCUUGGCAACACUUUGAAUUGUUUAGGGAACAAAACAGAUGCUUUAAAACCUGGAAUAAAAAUGGAGACUUCCAACCACCUUUAUGCCAUGAAACAUACUUCAAACACUACUAAAAAUUGCUCUUUAUUAAAACAGUACACGGCUUCCUCCCCCUUUAAAGUGGAUAGUUUACAUCCUUAUCCAUCUCUCGCACACAAGUCUGGCCUAACUGCAGUGACUAAUAUUCAACAAGAUUUUUCAGUUCCCUACGGGUAUUUUGAAUGCAGUACCAAGCAACCUCACGUGGCACCUUACGUUAACUGCAAGAGCUUUGAUGUGUCAGUCAAAGAUUAUACUGGAAUUCUGCUGAACGAUAAGGUGAAUGGAGUGCCACCGCUUCUUCCCGAGGUCACUGCUCCAGGCCCCCCAGCCCACAGAGAGCCCCUGCCCACUAUACUUGAACAUCAUCAGCCAGACAAACAGAAUUGUCAGCUUCAGCUGGACACUUCUCCUUCCUCAGAGAUGAUCAGCUCUUGUGACUCAUCAGUACCGCUAAGCUCUUCGGCAAAGGACGCCGUGGGAACCGAAGCUGGCUGUUCCCAUGGAUGCCCGGGGGAAAAGGGCAGCUCCCACCCAGGGCAGAUCUGUGACUUUGACUGCGUUGACGAAAAGCAAAACAGUGCACUGGGACAACCAGCUGAUUCUGAAGAAAAGGCUGAGGAAUUGUGGUCAGACAGCGAGCACAAUUUUUUGGAUGAUGAUAUUGGUGGGGUUGCUGUGGCACCUUCUCAUGGUUCUAUCUUAAUUGAAUGUGCAAGACGUGAACUCCACGCUACCACACCAAUUAAAAAACCCAACCGCAAUCAUCCCACAAGAAUUUCUCUAGUUUUUUACCAACACAAAAAUUUAAAUGAGCCAAAACAUGGUUUAGCCAUGUGGGAAGCAAAGAUGGCCGAGAGGGCGAGAGAAAAAGAAAAAGAAGCGGAACGAUUAGGAACGGAGAAUCCUGAACAGAACUCUAGCAACAGGAAAGCAAAGCAACCAAGUGAAAACAGAGAUAUUUUUUAUGAAGACAACGAGUUCAACCAAAUUCCAUCCCGCAGAGCAUUGACAGUAACCAAGGAUAACGUGAUCACAGUAUCUUCAUACGCCCUGACACGAGUGGCAGGGCCCUACAACCAUUGGGCGUAGGUGUCGGUGUGGUGUGCCCCUCCCGGUGCAGUUACACGGUGUUUCUUUAAGGUGCUGUUAAAGAACAAGUCUCCUGUCGUUUACUAUUUGCUCAUCUCAACCAUUUUAAGGCUGAGGUAAAAACACAAAAAAAGGGGGGGGGGGAUUUCUUCUUAAACUGUGACUUUAACAUUUGGUGGUGCUCAAGCACAUUUUAAGCAAAAAAAAAAGAAAAAAAGUUGUAUAGUUUUAAUACAUUCUAAAAAAAGAUUUUGUUUAGGUUAUUAACCUUGAUUGAAUCAUUCAGUUUAUUACCUUUAGGAAUUUAUAUUUUGGUGCUUUAAAUCGUCUGUUUACUACAAAAAUCAUUUAUAGGUAUUUUAACAGGUUCACAUUUUAUGGUGUUAAAUCAAACUAUACAGUUAUAGCUCUACACAGCUCUUGGUGCUUAACCACAUCAAACAGUUAAAAAUAAAUAAGCUGAAUUAUUACUUCAUGGUGCCAUUGCUUUAACAACUUCCAACCAUUGCUGUAUAGUCCAAAUUACAGACAAAUCUUUUAGAAAACCAAUUAAUUUUGUUCUUUAGAUUCGUCAGUAGAAUGAGGUUAUUGGUAAUGAUGGCUGGAAGUUGUUUCUAAGCUGUAAAUAUAUAUUUUAAAAGCACUUUCUAUUUUUAAAAUUAACUUGAAAUAGUAUAGUAUAAGGAUCAUAUUGUCUAAGGUUUGUGCAUACUCUACAGAAGAAAUGAUUUUGUUCUUGCUGUGCAGAGUUCCAUGGUGUUACAGCUGCAGGCUGUAUGCUGAUAGCAUAUGUGGUUGUGUUUAACUUGCCCUUUUUCACUGAAGAUUUUAUGUUGCAUUUAAACAAACAGUAAUGAAUUAUAGAGCCUUUUUUAUUCUUUUUCAAGAGAGCGUACAAACAUGAAAUGAGGAGAUGUCUGGUCAAUACGUGUGUUGCUAUUGGGAGUUAGGAAUAUUAUCUGGUUUUUUAAAAGGCAGCAUUUGUUAUGGUUUCUUUGAGCAAUAAGUGCAUCAGUCUCAUUUGUUUGCAGCAUUCUAAGUUAACAUGGCAACCAAAUGUUCCUAAUGCCUCAGGGGUAGGAUUGUUUUGGGAUAAAAAAUACCCCCUAGAGUUGCCUUAUUCUAUUCUGAUUUAAAAAAAAAAAAUUGGGAAAAAUACAAAGGAAGUAUUGGAAAACUAUCAAAUUUCUGAUAUUUAGCAGCAAAGUUUUUGUUGAGAAAAACCUAUCUGUAAUAUUCACCAACUUUCUGAGUUCAAUUAUUUUGCAAAAAUGUUUUGUAAAUUUUUGAAGCAAUUUAUACAUUUCAUGUGGAAAGGGUUGUAUCCUUCCUUGAAAUUUAUCUUCUUCAUUUCUGUUUAGAAAGUGACAUAUCACGAACCAAGUAUUUGCUAAACCAGAGGAAAAACAGACACUCCAUUGCUUUUAAAUACUGUAGCAUCCCACCCUUCUUUCUGAUUCUCCUCUCCUAUGUAUUUCUUGUUUAAACUUAUUUAUUUAAACAAAUUACCAAAUGACAACGUUAGCUAAGGACUGACCUCAUCCUGCAACUUCUUCCAUGCGAGCCGGCUGGAGCCAGGAGGAGCAGUGACACCAGGACUCGCUGGGGUCCGAGCGCUGCAGGAUCAGGCCCACAGACAAAGCUGUCCCCUCCUUCUGCCUCGGCGCCCGCCCUGGCUGGGGAUCCUGUAGGUAAAAUGAAGUCACUUUUCCAGUGUGGAAACAUACUAAUAAUAUACUUGAUAAUAUUAUACUGUAGUGGUGCUGUAUAGAGGAAUACAAACUAUCUGGAUCUGCUUUAUUUAAAGACGAGGUGCUUUUUCCUUGAGAAGCUGAAGUGCAAGAACUCUUAUUUACAGUUUUGGUACGAAAAGUACAUCAGUGGUGUUUGGAACACAUAGUGCCAGUCAGGACCUUGGUGCUACAAAUCCUUUGGUGCGGCUGUAGAUCCAUGAGACUGUUUUCCUGUAGCCAUGUGCAGCGUUUGCAGGAGCCAGGUCUGAAGUAGCAAUCGCUAUGUAAUGAUCCUGGGUUCAGCUCAACUGAUUCCUGUUCAAAUUAACCAAGCUAUUAAUGGCAGAGGAUGGAGGAAUUGAACCAGUUCUUUGUAUCUUACCUAUUUUAAGUAAAACCUGUAAAAAUUGGGUAUGCUGCAAAUUUUAGUUCAAAGCUUAAUAUUAGUUCGAAUAGAGGAUAUGAAGGGAUUGUAAAUAAUGAUAAAACAGAACCAAUAUUAUGCCAUUGUUUUGUACCAGCAGUUUUAUGCUUACUGACUGUGUAAUAUACAGUAUACAUCAAAUCAUUAUGGUAUUUUGUGUGCCUUAGAUUUCCAUUUUAAAACUUGUAUAUUUUUGGUGAGCUGAAGAUCUGUAGGAAUUGCAGCUGUCCAUACAGUGAGUAGUACUGUACAUUCCAUAGCUGUUCCAGUCAUGUAUUUGUCCCACCACGUAACAAUUCGUUUAUUGGUUUCACUGAUAAGCCCCGACACCUUCAGUUUCUGUAAUGCUGUAAUUCAGCACUCUCAUGUGAUAAAUUUACUACACAAAAUUGGUAAGCUACAGAGCCAUCUCUUUACCUUUUUAAAUGUUCAUACCAUUAAAGUGGAUCAUUUUUACUUGAAUCUUCUCCUACAAAUGCCCACAUUUAACUUACUGGAAAUUUCAGAUAAAAACGUUCCAUUGAAAAACCAGCAGCUUCCCUCUAAGAAGUAAGGCACUGAAAGGUGGAUCUUAGAGGAUCCCUUCAAACCUUUUUUUGAACUGGCAGUUCUAACAAAGAAAUGUGUAUCUUAACAUAAUACAUACUAUUAACUGAUAGGUGCUAAACUCACAGUUACUACUUCAUUAAUAUUACUUACAUGAGAGAAAUAUAUCAUCUAUACAGUAACAUAUCACCCACGGUGCUCUUUCCUUGGCUGUCUUUCACCUAAACUGCUUUUUAACACAUCCUACCAGGCAGGUUGGCCACUUCCACUUCCUGCUGGACAUGUAAUGGGUUGUGAUUUGAGAAGCUGAUCCUUUCUAUUGCUGUACUGCAGUAUAGAAAAUGCACCUAUUUACUGGUUUUACAACCCUGUGCUAUUUAUCGCAACACUUCAGGAUAUUUUUCAGUCUUGUACACAAAUUGCAUUGCUUUCAGUAAGGUUAUCAUUUUAUAACAGUGUUGAUCUCUUAAAAUCUUCAACUCUGUGCGUGUUCUUUUCUUUGCAGCCCACACAGCCACGUGUAAUUUGCUCUUAGGUUUUAACCCAAGUCCUUUUUGGAUAGCCAGUCCAGGAGCUGGAUCAAAAAUUAAGGCAGCUGGCUAGGUCAGACCUGCAUGUUUUAUUUGAUUUCCAUCAGCUGGCACAAUGUUCUGGGUGAAAAACCAGCAUGUGGAUUCAGGUGUGGGCUGGAAGUGGGGUGUGCUUGUCUUUGGAUCAUUUUUUACAGUAUUCCAGGAAAAACUGUCAUGAUCCAACAUAGGACACCUCUGACUUCCCAGAAGAAAUGUGUCUCAUCCCUUUAUCCACUGGGUCCAGUACCGCAACUCUGCUAUGGAGGGGAGGAGCAGGGCUUGUUGCAGGACCAGUUGUGUUUGACUCCAUGUGGGAGUCACUGAAGUUGUGUCCAAUUAAACAGUGAAUUUACUGAUUUUUCACAUGCUAGUGUAUUGCAGGAAAUAGAAAUACUUCUGUAAAUACUUUAGUCACAGGAACCAAGAAGCUUUGCAAGUCCUUAAAAAUACUUGCAGCUUCCAACCUGUAACAGUUGUAUUCUGAUUUUUUAAGGACUUCCUAAGAACCAUAACUGCUGGUGAAAGUCCUUGUGUUAGCUAUGACAGUGCUUCUCUAGAUGUAGCACAGGAAAUAACUGUAGCAUCUUGAGCAACAUUUUAUGUUAAGCAUGGGUAAAUGACAACUUGUCUAGUACUUAAGAUUCUUCCUAGCAUACAGCUGUAUGGGGUUUUCUAAAGAACUUUUUAAUUUCAUUGCAGUAUUAACUAAAUAUGGUGUUAGAUUAAGGUUGGGUGCUGUUCACACUGCUGCAGCCCUGCUGACUGCAAAGUGUUCAUUCAUCAAGUUUUCCUGCAAUUUCCAUAUUUAAUUGGAUGGGUAUGGACAACAUCUGUGUCAACUCAGAGGUCAAUCCUGCUCUUUCACUUCCCAUGCAACUUCUCUAAUAUUGCAAUUAACUCUGUUUAUCAAGUGGUCAUCAGCUUUGUAAUCCAUUUUAAAUAUAUGGUUGUUUCUUUUCCGCAGAAAUCCUGUAAUUUCUAGGCUAUCAGAAGGAAAUAGCUGUGCUUUCAGAUACAUGAAAAACUCAACUGCAUGGCCACUUUCAUGCUUUGUGUACGCUAACACCAGUUACAUUCAGGCAGUGUGGGACAAACUCUUUCAGGCUUCUUGUGGUCACUGAAAUUCAGAUAAGGGUCUUUGUGAUGUCUACUCCAUAAAACUGUGUUUUAUUUCUUGUGUGAAAGCUGUCUGCCAAGCUGUGACCUGUGAUGAUCUGCUCUUCAAUAGCAAUUAGAGAAGAGGAACAGUCCAAUCACAUUUGGGAAUUCCUGCUUUAUCAGGUGUUGAUCUGACUUGCAGGAGGAAGUGUGGAGGGAAUAUCUUUCCACUGAUUAUUGUGACACCAUGGUACUGCACUGCAAUGUCUGUGUCACAGCACUGCUCUAACCAGUGAGAUGUUUUGUUGUGGGUAUUAUGUACAAAUUCACCUCUUUGCACAGUUCCUUCCACAGGCAGAAAUCUCUCCUUUGGUCUCUGCCUGGUUUAAAAAAAUACCAAAAGAAGGAGAGAGUUGGCCUCUGUUUUUGAUAGGCAUAGACAAACAAGGUAGCAAGCACUGCUGCCCUUUGCCACCAUCAAGAUGGAGAAUACAGAAAGCUGAUGGGAUGUUGGUUGGACUUGAUGGUCUUUAAGGUCCUUUCCAACCUUCAUGAUUCUCUGCACAGCGUAAAUAAAUCACAGGCAAAGCUGUGAAGGUACAAUUGGUUUUUGAGUCAAUCUUCUAUGUACGUGUAGUUGCCAUGGUACUUCUUUAUACUAACACUUCUUUUGGUCCAUGACUUUAAAUUCAGUAGCUUAUUUUAUUUAGUCUGUGACACACUUACAUUCUCCUUGAAUCUAAAACAGUGACCAGGGUCAAAAAUCUAGAGGAUGUGGCUAUUUAAUUCUUAACAGUUCAGGAAGCGGUUUCAGUCUCUUCUGGGACUACCUGAUGUUUAGUCAGUCUUCACAGAUUGUCUACAUGCUGCUUUAGGAUGUUGCUACAAAAUUAUAAUUACAGAAAGGAAAGAGUUUUACAUUCAGGGUUUCCUGAAGGACCAAGGAUUUCUAAUAGUAGAACCUGAUCAGGCACCAGGAUACAUAUGGGUCACUUCCUCUAAGGAGUGGUUGAAUAUAUGCUGUGUUUAUUACUUCCCUGUAAAACUUCUUUGGUUCUCUUAGAGAAGAGGCAAAACUUUUUAAUACUGUCACAUACCUGACUAAAUUAUGAAGACUUAGUUCUAUGUGGUGCUGUGUUGUCUCCCUGAAAAACACUUAAUAUGGCUAGUAGGUAUCACUUUCUACUUUGUACAGGUGACAGUGGAUACUCCAGCCACCUUUCUCACUCCAUGUCCUUUCUGGAUCAUCAGCUGUGGUUAGCUAUGGUCAGUUAGUGCUGGCUCACUUUGUCACCUGCUCUGGAUGCUUUCAAUGCUUGUAACUACUCCAAAAGUUUUUCCCUUGGCAGAUCUGCUUCAGCACUCACCAUUAGCAGCACGGCUGUCAGCCUGCCUGUGAGUCCCCCUGCACGCUGUCCUGUGUAUGGAAAUCAGCCAUCUUCAUCUCAGGAAUGUCACAUGAAUCUGUUCUCCUUGGGACUCUCCCCCUAAAAUCCAUUUAUUUCAGUCACCUGGAACAGGCUGCCAGGAGAGCUUGUGUAUGUGCCCCAUCCCUGGAAGUGUCCCAGGCCAGGUUGGACAGGGCUUCAAGUAACCUGGUGGAGUGGAAUGGGGGGCAGGGGGUUGGGAAGAGGUGAGCUUUAAGGUCCCUUCUGACCCAAACCAGUCUGAUUCCUUAAUCUUAUAUUCUAUAGGUGACAGUUCUAGGGCUUUUACUUCACAUUUUCUCAUACAGGGCCUAGAAUAUCACAGUUGGGAUUUUUUUAAAGUCUAGUAGAGAUGGACAAUUCAUAAUCUGUCACAAUCACUGUUUUUAUGCUUUUUAAAUCAAAUAAUCAGUUUUCCAGUUAAUGUUCAGAUUUUUUGAUGUAGUUGUUACAAUCUGUUCUUGUAUCUGCAAGUAGCCAAACAAAAGAGAUUGCAAGACUAGAAAACCAUCAUCCCCUGAGAAGGAAAAGUCAUUCCUUCUCAGAGCACAGGAUUUUUUCAUGUUGGUAGCAUCUCUGUGUUCUCUUGUCUUUCAAGUCACUUUUAACAGCUCUGCUCAAUUCCUGACAUGCGACAGCUGCUGCAGCCCCUGCAUGAUUGCAAGAGCAGGAGUGUUUCUUUACAUCUUCUUUAAACCUUAGAUCAGUCUUUGUGAGAUAUCCAAGUGUUUAUGUAAGAUAAAUGCCUGAACUAACACAGGACUGCUUGGAAAAAAGAUGUUCUUCCUUCUCUGGCAAAAAAUGGAAUGGAAAGAGCUUGAGAAGAAAACAAUUAAGGUGGUUACUGCCUUUUAUUGAAGGGUAUUGAGGUGUCAGCAUUGCUGUUUCUUUGUCUUUCUGAGAAUAAGGACUUUAGGAUUCUUUUUCCAAUCCAGUUCCCCAGUUCACCAUCCCAACAAUUGCUCGUGGUGUUUAAUCAUGUACUGCUAAGCUUCAGUUUUAAAAGAUACAAGAUGCUUCUUGAUGCUGUAUCCUUAAUUCUUCCAGACAGUGUCUUUUCCUUUCUUCUUCUACUGGGCCAUUACAUAUGGCAUUUUUCCACACACACUUUUAUUCAAAGGCCAGAAUCUUCCAACAGCAUACUUGCAGUGAGUGCAAGACUGGGGUGCUAAAUAAGGUGAAGGGGACUUGCUUUGGUGUGACUGAUCAACGGUGCUUUUUUCAACACUUUGCACACCUUACAGACAUUCCUCACAAAGUCACAGACUGCAGGUGUACACCUCAAAAACUACACAUGUAGGGAGGACAGGUUUGGCAUUUCAGCUACAAGUUUAAGAGUUACCAGUUACAGCAGAUGAACUGUGUUCCCAAGAUAUGUUGUUGCAGUGGAGCAAAGGAACUGCUAGUUUUGAUGUUCAGUAGUGCAGUUGUUGCCACAGAACGUUUUAAUGCUGUCGUGGAAAGUUUUGUGACCUGGUCAAUAUUUUACAUGUAUAUCUGUAUUUUUGUUAUAUUGUAAUGGAAAAGGGGUCUAGGGUUUGGGAGUUGUCUUAAAGUAAGAAUCAGGAGUAACAAUCAGGAGGCCCUGAUUGUUACUUAUACUACUGUCCUUUGUAUUGCAUUGGAAGGAUAAAGGGGCCUUAAAUGGAUGUCACUUUAGCUUACAUCCUCUGGAGUAUCCCAUCACAUUGAUCAGAGUAUAAAAGGUCAGUAGUAUAAAUAAAAACAGUUACUAAAUGAUUGAUUUGUACAAUCAUCUGAAAUAAAUUUCAUUGUAUCCUUACUGUGCAUAUACUGGCCAGUAACAUCCAGAUUGUUCUUAGUUUAGAAAUACAGGUUGAAGAGAGACCUGCUUGGGUUUUACCAGGUUUUAAAUAGUUGUUUAUAUUGGCUGUCCUUUGCCCAACAAUGUGGUAAAAGAUUUGUACCUGUAGGUAAUGGCCAGCCCAGAAAUUUCACCAAAUUGUCAAAAAUGCUAUUUUUAUGGUAAUUUUUCUUAAAAUACUUGCUACCCUUUAUCGUAACUUGGAUCCCUUUUACUUGAUGAUAUAAACUGGGGUUGUGACAAUCUACUGAACUUCCUUCUGUCCUGACUUCACACCCAGCAGAGUGUGCGGUGUUGUGUGCUGUUGUCACACUCUGCUGAGUUUGGGGACACAAAAUUAAAGCCAACACUUUCUGCCUUCCCUGACUGUGGUGCUACUUGCCAGGGAAAACCCUGGCAUUGCUCUGCAUGCCCGAGUCCUGCAGAGCUCCCCUUGCUGCCCAUGGAAGCUUUAUGUAUACAACAGCCCCUGCUACAUUGCAGUUAUGCAAUGCAAACUUCUCGUUCAAAAAAAGUUUGAGGAAAAGGAAAUAUUCUUUCCUUCUUAAAUUUUUACACUGCAGUGAUACUGCAGAGCCUAAUGAGAACAGAUUUUGUAGCAGCUUUGAGAAUGACUGUCUAAUCCAUGCAACUCAAAAGGCAGCAGCUGAACUUCAUGAAGCUCUUGUCCUCUAAAUGAAAAUAUAAUUGUAGUCAAGAGGAAGAAAUGGGAUAUGCCAGUACUGCUAAAAGAAAGCCAGUUCCAACCAAUGCAAACAUUCAUACAUUUCAGUCUUUACCGGUGAAUUAUUCUACAAUUAUUUUUCAGUUUGGAAGAGGCAGCUCUUCAUAAUGGGACAAUAUCACGCCAGGUCACAAGCACUGAUUCAAAAUUUAUUGUCAUUAAGAAAGAAUAUAAAUAUGUAAGGACAUGCUGUACUGAAAUGCUAUGGCUAAUGAAUUCCUUCCUGCUUUGGGAAGAUAAAACAUUAACAAUAUGCCAAAGCAAAAGAUAAAAAGAGUCAUGGGGGUUUUUUUUUCCUUCUCUCUUUCUUUUCAAUCUUUCCUUUCUUUCCUUGGGAUGCAUUUGAUAUUUAUUUUUCAGCUUUAAAUUUGAGGUUUUAUUCCCAGUUACCAAUGUACUGUAUUGAAAUCUGGAACAUAAAAAUAACAAUUUCAAGCAAAAGAUGAUGUACAGGGAGAAAAAAAUCAGAAAGAAAAAGCACUUCAUUAUGUCACAGUAUUUACAGGAGAAAGUGUAAAAAUUACUUAUUUUCUAAAAAACAACAUUUGGGGCCUGAUUCUUUCCUAGUAUAACUGAGCAUAGCUCCCUGAGGCUGGUGGAGCUGGGCAUGGUUAUGCUAGCUGAGAAACUGAACCUUAAAAUCUUCUUUGCAGACAAGGGAACCCUUACCAGCAGUACUUGAAGACUUGUGAGUUGUGACUGCAUGUUACUUGAAAGAUCUAAUUAAGCUAUGUUUUUUGGUGCAAGCAGUUGUUGUACAUGAUUUCAUGUUUAUGUAGCAAGAUGCAUUGAAAUGUUGAUACUAGUAUUGAAACAUACAUGUAAAAAUUGUCGUUGUGGAAAUUGUCUGUUCUGUUCUAUUUUUCUUGUGUGUCUCAUCUGUUUAGAACGUAAACUUUCUUUUUUUUUUAUUGUCCUAACUGAAUAAGGCUAAAUGAAUACUGUAAUUGAAAAUAUAUUUUAAAUCUUGUCAUGAGUUUUUAAAAAGACUAUUACAAAUUGUAUCAUUCCUGAUUACACAGAACUUUGUGGGUGGUUUUAAAUAAAUUUUAUACUUCUAU
This is a messenger RNA of Pseudopodoces humilis (Tibetan ground-tit), 16166 nucleotides long. It is a transcript of the gene TET1, whose product is annotated as tet methylcytosine dioxygenase 1. The record is from RefSeq and is a predicted model, not a curated record. Gene Ontology annotation, molecular function: DNA binding; zinc ion binding; DNA 5-methylcytosine dioxygenase activity. Gene Ontology annotation, biological process: chromosomal 5-methylcytosine DNA demethylation, oxidation pathway; positive regulation of transcription by RNA polymerase II. Gene Ontology annotation, cellular component: nucleus. NCBI's taxonomy places the organism in Eukaryota, Metazoa, Chordata, Aves, Passeriformes, Paridae.